This is a messenger RNA of Leguminivora glycinivorella, 1058 nucleotides long. RefSeq names its product cuticle protein 1-like (gene CPH4). The coding region runs from base 70 to 519 and encodes 149 amino acids. The transcript is spliced from 3 exons. The record is from RefSeq and is a predicted model, not a curated record. NCBI's taxonomy places the organism in Eukaryota, Metazoa, Arthropoda, Insecta, Lepidoptera, Tortricidae.
GUAUAAAAGACCUAACGCACCGCUGGCCAGCAUUCAGUAGCUAUCUAGCAGUCUGACAAGAAGUGCAAGAUGAGAUUUCUGAUCGCUUUCGUCGCCAUCCUCGGCUAUGCCUCGGCCUCGGCCAUCCUCCCCCUCGGCCUCGGCAUCAACGCCGGCGACGCGCAAGCGGCCGCCAUUGACGCCACCGUGGCUGCGCAGGAUCAUGCGCGCGCGGCGCUAGAAGGCAACCUCAGAGCCAAUGAGGCCGCCGUACAGUGGAACACAGAGGCCGUGCGUCAGUCCGCUGAGGCCGCUAGGGAUAUCAAUGAGAACGCUUACUGGAACGGUGUUGCUGCCUCUCAGAACGUGGUCGCCGCCGCCCAAUCGCAAGCCGCCGCUCUCAGCGGAGUAGCCGCCGGCCGCGCUGGCCUCCUCGGCGCUCACAUCGCCCCCAUUGCCCCCAUCGCCCCCUACGGAGCGUGGGGCGCGCCCCUCAUUGGAGGCCUCGGCAUCCAUGGCGCCGCCCUCCGCGCGUGGUAAACUAACAGCGAUGACGCUAACCAGGGCCUUGGAAUGUUUUGUUUAAACAUUCUAAAGGAUGUGUCAACUAAGAACCUGUAGGCUACAUCAUGAUUUGAUUUAGGUCUUUGACACACUGUGAUAUAAAUACGCGGAUGUUAAAUGCCUAUGGAGGAACCUGAUCUUCAACAGGAUAUGCUAUCACAUCGAAAGACUGAAGAAAAAACGCAUGUUUAUAUCGCAAAUGUGUAUAGGCUUUUUACGAUCAAAUUAUGAUGUAUUUAUAGAACUUCAAUGAAUAAUAAUGUUAUAAAGUUAAAAUCACUGUAAACUUCACCAUAUUCGCAAUUGAGUACUAGUCCUUUUACUUAACCGUAUUAUGGUGAGUCUAUAGUGGACUUUAUAUUAUAAGGUUCUUUCUCUGGUUAGCUAUAACGGACUGGAUUUAAUAGGAAACUGAUGCUCAACGGAAAACAAACGGUCUCAUUUAGUAACUCUCUUUGUAGAUACCAUAAUGCCAUCACUGCCAAAGUGUAAAUAAAUACACAUUUUUAAGACGA